CCCAUCUCUCUAAGUUUUCAUCCUCAAAUUCUAUCCUCUUCUUCUUUGGAUCUACGACCUUAUCUCAUCAGCUCUCUCUCAGAUCCACGCUUCUGCUGCUCUUUCUCAGAUCCACGAAGAUGUAGCGGAAGAAGUAGCCGCAGACGUCGCAUCUCUGUGUCCGAUCCACGCAGAAGAUGGGAUGGAUUCUUGCUCCAUGCAAGAGUUUUGAAUUGAAUACCUUGUAUGAUGAAACAAGUUGUGGCUAUGUUAAGACACUGAGUUGAGUAUAUCCUGCAAUUUACCUCGCCCACUUACCCUAGGGCAGGGGUGUGGGGGAUCCCUAGGGUGGGGUAUACCUUUUUUUAACUUCCUCCACGCUGUGUCAUGCAUAGUACUUUCCUGUUAUUAUUUUUUUGAACAAAGUGCAGCUUUUUUAGAAAAACAAGGGUUUUACAAAAACAUAAUAAUUAAAAAAGUGAAAAAACUACAAACUCCAAACCGGAUUUCUACACCUUACUUUCUAUUGUACUUGGGCUAAACAAAAGUAUAGAUUUGAUAUUUAAUGUAAUCAACACGCUCUUUCGGAAUCUCUUUUUUCGCCAUGGGCCUUGUUCUUUCUAGCUCUCCUGAUUGUAUAGCAGCAAGCAAUAUUGAGGGCAGGCUUCAACUUCUCUUUUGUGUUCUUAUUGGUCUUCACUUUCGUUUCCAUCCCUCACAGAUUGUGCAUUAAUAUCCAUACCAGUCCAUGUAGAAACUUCCCCUAGAGUCCUUGAAGCAAAUAUGCAGGUAUGUAAGAGUAGGUACACGUUUUCUUCACUCAUACUACAUGCAUAUUCUUGAAUUCAUCUAUCACCUUCAGAAGUUUUUUCCAGUCACCUCUGUUUUUAUAUUGCCAAAUACUUUUAUAUUGCCUAAUAGUAUCUUGCUUAAGAUACAUACUGUCAACCCAUUUUACUCAAGGAAUAUCUUUUUUAUUGGCAAUGUCCCAAAGUAGCUUCAUGGCAUUAUCUUUGUUUUAGUAAACCAAAUUCUUCCACCCUAAUCCACCUUUACUUCCUGAAACAUCGUCCUAGGCUAUAAGAUGACAUCUUUUGUAGUUUGAUGAGGUAGUCCAAAGGAAAUUCCUGUAAAUAUCAUGAACCCUUUUUAUGACUUUGUUGGGUAUAAUAAACAAUUUAGACCAAAAGAAUACAAUCUCAUUUAUAUAUAAGAAGGGAAAGUAAGGUUUAUAUUAAAAACAUGUUUACGGAGGGGAAAAACUAGACGUUGAUAUGACUAUUUGUGAAAGAGCACAACAAAUUGUGGAUGUCAAUAUUGAGUUAAUGAAAUGACCUGAUGAGCAAAAGUUUUAAAGACAGUAUUAUGUUUGAACUAUAUUAUAAUGCUUAUAACUUUCUAGAGAAAAUUUUAAAUAUUUUUUUAAUUUGCUUGAAAUGCUACAAUAAUCGCUAUAAAUAUUGUAAUGAAAUUCUCCUUGAGAAAUGGAUUGAUAAACAAGGUCCAGCCCGGAUCAGUUCCAAAGGUAAAUUUGUUUUUAUGUGUCAAAAUAAAUAUAUUUUAGAUAAAUUAACUCUGGGUUCUGAACUGUUCUUAUUCUUGUUAGGUUGUAGAUAAUCACUUGCCUUCACAAUCAGUCAUUUGGGAUUCUCAGCCUCUACCAGCAUAUCAGUAUUUUUAGAACAUUCGAAACUUUUUGGUCGCUGUCCAGAAUUUGAGAUUGCCCACUUUUGAGAAAACAGUGAGGUUUUAGAGCUGAAAGCACAGGUUGAGAGCUUGAAAAAAGCAUUGGCAAACAGAGAAGCUUCCUCACAAAUCAUAAAACCUAAGGAAGAAGGCAUGAUGACGAUUAGUGAGAAACCAAAGGCAAUUCCACAGACCACCAUGUGGUACGUACCUUCUACUUUGAGAAACUAAUAACCUGGUAGCUCACAUUUUUAAAAUAUAUUCUGGGGUACCUCCAAAUAUACAUUAACUUACUCGUAAAGGUUAUUCCAUUCACUCUCUGUCAAAGUCUGUCACGCCAUUAAUUUUAAGAAAUAGGGGUUUGGAAUUCCAAUAAUAAUCUUGGUUCUUUUACUUAAAGGAUACGAUCUAUGCAGUUUAAUCGAAACUUUCGAAUGGAACGGAAUGUCUCUCACAGGUAAGUUAAUAUAUAUUUGAAGGUAACCCGGAGUAUAUUUUAUAAAUAUGAGUUACUCAAAAGUUUAUUUUAAAAAUAUGAGGCACCCGACAAUUAGUUUUUUAAAAUAGGAUGUACUCAGGGCCGUUUCGUGCAAAAUUGAUCUAAGGACGGCUUGGAGGGGGCUCCAUGAGCCUAAGUUUUAGGUUUUAUUCUGUGAAUGUGUAUUUAGGAGGUGGUUUAUGUGAGAUUUAUGUGUAAUGUCAAUAAGAUGAUCCGUGGUUCAAAAAAUUGAUUGUUCUUACGUCCUACUUCCCCCACCAUUACCUAAAAUCCCUCCCCUAUCCCAUGUAUAAAUAGAUCACGAAACUCUUUGAAACAACACAUGUAUUUAUUUUAAUUAUUUGAAAAUUUAAUCUAUCUUAAUUUCUUUUCUAUUAUGAUAUUGAUAUCAUGUUAACUGUAAGAUAAGUAAUAAUCUAUCACCUCCUAGAAUUUUGCUCGGCCUACUAUCUUGCAGGUCUUAUAGAAAGUGUUUACAAUAUCAAAGUCAAUUAUUUUGAUAAAGUAUCACUUUCGGUCUAGGAGUUGAGCAACUGUGCGGUAGACAAACAAAAGGAUAAAAAAAGAAUGAAAAAGUUGGUUCACUCAAAAGGCACUUAAAUGGGUGAGCAGCAAUGGGUUGGGCUAAGAGGGCAUGGCCCAAAAAUGUAAACCCAAACGACAGGUACAUUUUUUAUUUCAAGAUGAAUCAAAACACCAAAUGUACCUGUCGAAUGUUGUUUUGAUUCAUCUUAGAAUAAAAAAUGUACAUGUCGUUUGGGUCUACAUUUUUGGCCAUGCCAACAUAAGGGCAGUCGCCCUCUUUGCUCAACCCAUUGUUGGCUUUUGCUGCCCACCCAUUUGAGUGCCCUUUUGAGUGAACCAACUUUUUCAUUCUUUUUUUAUCCUUUUGUUUGUUCACCACAUUGUUGAUCAACUCCUGGACCGAAAGUGAUACUUUAUCAAAGUAAUUGACUUUGAUAUUGUAAACACUUUCUAUAAGACCUGCAAGAUAGUAGGCCGAGCAAAAUUUUGGGAGGUGAUAGAUUAUUACUUAUUUUACAGUUAACAUGAUAUUAAUAUUUUGAUAGAAAAGAAAUUAAGAUAGAUUAAGUUUUCAAAUGAUUAAAAUAAAUACAUGUGUCAUUUCAAAGAGUUUCGUGAUCUAUUUAUACAUGGGGGUGUAAGGGAGGGGUUUUAGAUAGUGGUGGGGGAGUAGGACGUAGAAACAAUCAAUUUUUUGAACCACGGAUCAUCCUAUUGACAUUGCACAUAAAUCUCACAUACACCACCUUCUAAAUACACAUACACGGUAUAAAUCCUAAAACUUUGGCUCAUGGGCCCCCCAGGCUGUCCUUAGAUCAAUAUUGCACUAAACUGCCCCUGAGUACAUCAUAUUUUAAAAAACUAAUUGCCAGGUGCCUCAUAUUUUUAAAAUAAACUUUUGUGUAACUCAUAUUUUUAAUAUAUACCCCGGGAUACCUCCAAAUAUAUAUUAACUUACCUGUGAGAGACAUUCCGUUUCAUUCGAAAGUUUCGAUUAAACUGCAUAGAUCGUAUCCUUUAAGUAUAAGAACCAAGAUUAUUAUUGGAAUUCCAAACCCAUAUUUCUUAAAAUUAAUGGUGUGACGGGCUUUGAUGGAGAGUGAGAUGGAAUGUCUCUCACGAGUAAGUUAAUGUAUAUUUGGUGGUAUCUCAGAAUAUAUUUUAAAAAUGUGAGUUAGCAGGUUAGUUUCUCAAAGUAGAAGGUACCUACCUUGCAGUAUAUUUUAAAAAUAUGAGGUACCGGCUGUUAGUUUCUCAAAGUAUGAGUACUCAGGAGUAGUUUUCUAUCAAUAUUGACCUACACACUUCAGAAUAAAGGAUUCGAAGGUACCACCCUAUGGAACAGAUCCUGUGGUCAUAUUGACAUAUUGACCUACACACUUUGUUGUGCUCUUUCACAAAUAGUAUUAUAUAUCAACAUCAAGCCCUUCCCCUCCCGAAACAUGUUUUCAGCAAUGACCUUACUUCUCCCUUCUCAUUUACACUAUUAAUGCAUUUUAUAUCCAAAUCGAAGCAUUUCAUUCG
Cuscuta campestris is the source of this 4213-nucleotide messenger RNA. Lineage: Eukaryota; Viridiplantae; Streptophyta; Magnoliopsida; Solanales; Convolvulaceae. The record is from the annotation of a GenBank genome assembly.